CGUCGAUUAGUCACACGAAGCUUGACUUUACCAUUUCGUUUCUCGUUUGGUAAUCGAGAAAGGAACUUUGCUCAAUCUUCGUUUCUCGUUUGUGACUGAUCAAAGAUGGGAAGUCAGGAGAAUGUGAAACACCUCGAGGAAUGCACUGUUUCCAAUGCAUUAGGAACAUGGGUAUUCUCAGUCCUAGGCGCAUUGGUUGCAAUCCCGGUAGGCAUCAAACGCAAGUCUCUUGGUCCACUAGUGUUCUUUGGCACAACGGGAACAAUGCUCGACAUCAUCAUUGGUGUAAGUCAAUGUGAGAGAGAACACGCAGAGCACCAAAUGAAGUUACUCCAAGACUCUCAAAAUGCCACAACAACAACCAACACAGAGACUGAGGAUAACUCUUCCAUGACCUAAUCUUUUUACAUUUUUCUCAAUAAGACUUUGAUGUACUAUGUUGCCACUCACAAGUUAAACUUGUUUCAAGCUAUUGUGAUUAUUCCAUGUGUCUUGAGAAAACAAAGAAGAAUGAUGAUUUUGCAACCUAAAGCUGAUCAUCUACAUUGUCAUCUCCACAACAAAUUGCAAGGGCAAUC
Messenger RNA from Arabidopsis arenosa, 578 nucleotides. The record is from the annotation of a GenBank genome assembly. NCBI's taxonomy places the organism in Eukaryota, Viridiplantae, Streptophyta, Magnoliopsida, Brassicales, Brassicaceae.